CUCUCGCGUCAGCAGCUCAGCCUCAGCUGCCCUUUCAUGCACCAGUGAAAAAAAGCCCCCCAAAAAAUAAAAUAAAAUAAAAUAAAAAGAUGCUCUUCUCCCACUCUACACUCCCCAAUGCGACUUCUUUUCACUCUCUUUCUUACUCUCGUCAAAGGUCCUCCACUUCCUCGCGUCUCCUCUCAGCCACAACUUCAACCAACGGUUCCACUGCCAGGUUCAAAAUGUCGUCGGAUUCGCUUCCUGCUCUUCCGGAAUCCCGCAUCGUUCUAGGAUGUGGAGGAAUAUCAGUGGAUUUCUUGGCCGCUGUCGCUGCUUAUCCUAAGCCUGAUGAUAAGAUCAGAAGUACAAGCUUAAAGGUUCAAGGAGGUGGAAAUGCUGGGAAUUCUAUGACUUGCGCCGCUCGUUUGGGCUUAAAUCCUAGGAUAAUUUCCAAGAUUGCUGAUGACUCUCAAGGCAGGAGUAUUUUGGAGGAACUAGAAGCUGACGGUGUGGAUACUGCCUUUAUUGUGGUUUCCAAGGAUGGUAAUUCGCCGUUUACCUAUGUCAUUGUUGACAACCAAACGAAAACUCGUACUUGUAUUCAUACUCCAGGAUAUCCUCCCAUGAUACUGGAUGAUCUGUCCCAAUCAAGCCUAUUAUCUGCAUUGGAUGGAGUAAGAAUUGUCUAUUCUGAUGGAAGAUUGCCUGAAAUUGCUUUAGUUGUUGCACAAGAGGCGUAUCGCCAAAAUAUACCUAUUUUAAUUGAUGCAGAAAGGAAAAGGGAAGGUUUGGAUGAUCUUCUGAAAUUGGCUAGCUAUGUUGUAUGCUCUGCAAAAUUUCCACAGGCGUGGACUGAGGCACCAUCUAUUCCAAGUGCACUUGUUUCUAUGCUUUUGAGGUUGCCAAACAUUAAAUUCGUGAUUGUGACCUUGGGUGAAGAUGGAUGCAUAAUGCUUGAGAGAAGUACUAAUGAAGCUCCUGUAUCAGAGGAAACAGAUGUUGAUAGUUUGUUAGAGACACUGAAGAAGAGAAAGGAUGAUGCAAUUGCCAUCCCAAAAUGUUUCUCAUCGUCAUUGACAAAGCUAAGAGCAAAUGGGAUAGGAACAGUUAAUGGGAGGUUGUUCGUGGGAACAGUGGAGAAGAUUCCUCCACCAGAACUUGUUGAUACAACCGGUGCUGGAGAUGCCUUUAUUGGAGCAGUUCUUUAUGCUAUCUGUGCCAAAAUGCCACCAGAGAAAAUGUUGCCGUUUGCUGCUCAAGUGGCAGCUGCUAGCUGCAGAGCCUUGGGAGCUCGAACUGGUCUUCCACACCGCUCAGACUCCCGCUUGGCACCAUUUCUGCUUUAAAAGAGUUCCCUAAUCGUAAUGGUUUGUCUUUUUUUUCAAAUCAUUGGAGAGCUUUAAACUAUAAUUUUUGUCCAUAAGUAAUGAACAUGUUUCUUUCAUAACUACCAAAAAUAAAUAAAUGAAUGAGCUGAUAUAUUGGGUGGAAAAAUGCA
Hevea brasiliensis (rubber tree) is the source of this 1480-nucleotide messenger RNA. RefSeq lists its product as uncharacterized. The transcript has 13 exons. Gene Ontology annotation, molecular function: kinase activity. NCBI's taxonomy places the organism in Eukaryota, Viridiplantae, Streptophyta, Magnoliopsida, Malpighiales, Euphorbiaceae. Bases 90 to 1328 code for a protein of 412 amino acids. The record is from RefSeq and is a predicted model, not a curated record.